AUGGCUUCUGCCACACACAUACCCAGCAUAACCAACACGAAUCACAUCACAUUCUCACAAAGCUUUCCCCCCUUAAAGUCUCAUCCCUUUGGCCAAGUUUCGUUGCCCCAUAGAAAACAUGACUUGUCUCCCCCAAGCCACUCAAUCAUAGCUUCGGGUUCCGCACUAGGAAUCACCACCGUUACCCCUACAAGACCCUCAACCCCUACUACUACUACUACUCUAUUUAAUUUUUGGCGAGAGGUUCAAGGGUGCAACAACUGGGAUAACCUUUUGGACCCUUUGCACCCUCUUCUUCGCCAAGAGAUUAUUCGCUAUGGUGAGUUUGUCACUGCCUCUUACAAGGCCUUUGACCUUGACCCCAACUCCAAACGAUACUUGAACUGCAAGUAUGGGAAGAAGAGCAUGUUGAGUGAGGUGGGAAUGGCAAACUAUGGCUAUGACGUCACAAAGUACAUCUACGCCACUCCUGACAUCAACCUUCCCAUCACAAACUCUUCUUCUUCUUCUUCUUCUUCUGGUCGGUGGAUAGGGUACGUAGCUGUGUCAUCAGAUGAAGCUGUGAAGAGACUUGGUAGGAGAGACAUAGUUAUAACUUUCCGGGGAACAGUUACCAAUCAGGAAUGGAUUUCAAACUUGAUGAGUUCCUUGACACCGGCCAUGCUUGAUCCUCAUAAUCCACGACCUGAAGUGAAGGUGGAAUCAGGGUUUCUCUCCCUUUACACCUCUGAUGAAAGCUCUUCCAAGUUUGGUCUCGAGAGUUGCAGGGAACAGCUUCUCUCAGAGGUGUCAAGGUUGAUAAACAAGUACAAAGGAGAGAGCCUUAGCAUAUCCUUGGCUGGUCAUAGCAUGGGGAGUGCCUUGGCUCUCUUGCUUGCUUAUGACAUAGCUGAACUUGGAUUGAACAAAAAAAAUAACCACAAAAGCAGUAGUGAAGUGCCCCUUACUGUGUUUUCCUUUGGGGGACCAAGAGUUGGUAACUCUGAAUUUAAACAACGGUGCGAGGAGUUGGGAGUGAAAGUGCUAAGAAUAGCGAAUGUUAAUGACCCCAUCACCAAACUACCUGGUGUUUUGUUCAAUGAAAAUUUUAGGGUUUUGUUGGGUCCAUACGAGUUCCCAUGGAGUUGUUCUUGUUAUGCUCAUGUGGGUGUUGAGUUAAUGCUUGAUUUCUUCAACGUCCAAAACCCUUCUUGUGUUCAUGACUUGGAUACCUAUAUUGGCCUUCUUAGGCGCCCCAAUAAUGUUGAAGCGCUGACGCGUCAAAGGGACGGAGUGAACUCUUUGUUGGAGAAGGCGAGAGAGUUGAUGAGCUCACACAACAUAAAAAUGUUAUCUGGAGUAUUAACUGCAUGUAACUACCAUGAUUUGUUCAAUUCGGUCUCGAGGGAUAUAUUAUGUUCUUGGAGCGAUGAACUGCUUUUUGGCCUAGUUCUUUUGUUGUUGUAA
Molecule: messenger RNA, 1446 nt
Organism: Abrus precatorius (Indian licorice)
Lineage: Eukaryota; Viridiplantae; Streptophyta; Magnoliopsida; Fabales; Fabaceae
Product: galactolipase DONGLE, chloroplastic-like
Exons: 1
Coding region: 1-1446 (481 amino acids)
Biological process (GO): jasmonic acid biosynthetic process
Cellular component (GO): chloroplast
Molecular function (GO): glycerophospholipid phospholipase A1 activity
Source: RefSeq, a predicted model, not a curated record